GGCCUUAUAUGUAACACAUUUUGCUUCACCUGAUCUGACCCGAACCUUUUCAAUCGAGAGGCAAUGAAAGAUAGUUUCUGAUGAAUAAUCGCAAUAUCUGUAUUAAGGGUGUGAUAGCUGAGCAGUAAUGGAUGCUAAAUCUUUGGCAAAGUCGAAAAGAGCACACACUCAACAUCUUAAUAAGAAGCAUCAUCCUAAACCCACAUCCAAAGCUCCUUCAGCUGGUGUUGGUGUUGGAGGAACCGCCUCGCAAAAGCCUAAUGUCAAACAAUUUAAAGGUUCUAAGAAACUUCCAUCGAACUGGGAUCGAUAUGAAGACGAGGAUGAUUUGGAUUUUCAAGGGAGCACGAGUCAAGUCAGUGAUGUUCUUGUGCCGAAAAGUAAGGGGUCGGAUUAUGCUUACUUGAUUUCCGAAGCAAAGGCUCAGGCUCAGGCCCAGGCAAAUUAUCCGGGGAGCUUUCCUUCGUUUGAUGAUGAUUUUUCAGAUUUUAGAGAGCAAGUAGGUUCGUUGCUCUCUGUUAGAGGAGAAAAUAUUCUGUCAUGGGCUGCCGAAGAUGACUUUCUAUCAGAGGACAAAGCAAGUGGGGUUCAAGAGGCAUCUUUUCUUUCAAUGGAUUUGAAUGCUCUUGCAGAACAACUCGCAAAAGUGGAUUUAUCAGAAAGGCUAUUCAUGGAAGCAGAUCUUCUACCUCCAGAGCUGCUCACUAAAGAAUUACAAGCAAGUCGUGACCACACUUGCACGAGUGCAGUUCCAAUUUUAAGUGAAACAACUAAUGUAACCUCUUCUGAAAAAUCUAAAGGAGCUAGUGAAAUUGAUGGGGAGAUUGAGGUCCAAGGGAUUGAUGAUCUUGAGCAUUCUCUUAAAAAUCUAUUACAAUCCGAAAGCAGAUCUGAUAAGAGCUCCAUGCCAAAGUCUAAAAGACCGCUCAGUACUGAACCUGCAUCAGUUAAGAACAAAAGUGAUUCUGGAUUCAAGGUGGCAGACGCAGAAGCAGAGCUCGAUGUGCUCCUGGAUUCAUUUUCUGAACCAAAUACUUCUCGAUCUACUCUCUUCAAAGAAGGGCCCCGAUACAGCAGUUCAACCAUAUGGUCAGAAGAAACUACAACUGAUCAAUUGGUUUCUACUCGUGUGAAGAACAGUCUAGAUCAAUCUAAAGCGGCAUUAACUCUCGAUGAUUCGCUAGAUGACCUCCUAAACGAAACAUCAAACAGAAUCAACCAAGAUACUGUAACAUGGUCUAAUGAUGUAAAGACUUCUUUUGAUGUUCAUCCAUCCCCUUCGGCCCCUACAAAGUCAAAACUAUUAGAUGACUUUGACUCGUGGCUAGAUACAAUUUAAACUGUGGCUUCUAUCCUUGCCGAGGGUUGUUAGGAUCCCAAUUUUUGCUUGUUUUUGUUUAAAUUGUAGACAUUUCCGUCAA
Daucus carota subsp. sativus is the source of this 1421-nucleotide messenger RNA. RefSeq names its product protein ECERIFERUM 16. The transcript is spliced from 5 exons. The coding region runs from base 128 to 1339 and encodes 403 amino acids. Lineage: Eukaryota; Viridiplantae; Streptophyta; Magnoliopsida; Apiales; Apiaceae. The record is from RefSeq and is a predicted model, not a curated record.